UUCGCCUCCUCCUCACAGCUUCUCUCCUGCUUUCUAGGAAGAUCAGCCCAUCUACAUGGCGGUGAAGGGCGUGGUGUUUGAUGUCACUUCUGGGAAGGAGUUUUAUGGACGAGGAGCCCCCUACAAUGCCUUGGCCGGGAAGGACUCCACCAGAGGAGUAGCCAAGAUGUCCCUGGAUCCUGCAGACCUCACCCAUGACACUACGGGCCUCACGGCCGAGGAGCUGAAAGCCCUGGAUGACGUCUUCACCAAAGUGUACAAAGCCAAAUAUCCCAUCGUCGGCUACACGGCCCGAAGAAUCCUCAACGAGGACGGCAGCCCCAACCUGGACUUCAAGCCCGAAGACCAGCCCCAUUUUGACAUAAAGGACGAGCUCUGAUGUUCUGUCUGUAGGAGCAGGUUCUUGGGAGGGUGGGGCAGAGAGACACUUGGCUCUCUGGUCCCCUGGGUCUGAAUAAAGCAGACGUCUGACCGGGCCGCCGGACGCCUUUACUGUCCUGGGUCACGUGCUCUGUGCACCUGGGUCUCCUGCCCACACGCCAGCCCGGGUGGUAGUAGCAGCCUCGUCAGGGUCCCUCUGGGUGGCUGAAUUAACCAGUGACUUUCAUUUCUUCUUUGUUGUUUUUCUGUACUUGCCACAUUUCUUACUGUGACCAUGUUUGCUUUAGAAUAAGCACAGAAAUAAACUUAUUUUCAUAAAAGAA
Molecule: messenger RNA, 704 nt
Organism: Myotis davidii
Lineage: Eukaryota; Metazoa; Chordata; Mammalia; Chiroptera; Vespertilionidae
Gene: NENF
Product: neudesin neurotrophic factor
Exons: 3
Coding region: 56-379 (107 amino acids)
Cellular component (GO): membrane; endomembrane system
Source: RefSeq, a predicted model, not a curated record